GUUCGUCACGCUGAGCACAAGUUCUGCAACGCUGAGGACAAGGUUCCUCACGCUGAGAACAGGGUUCCUGACUCUGAGGAAUAACGCUGAGCACAAGGUUGCUCACGCUAAGGAAAAGGUUCCUCGCGCUGAGAGCAAUGUUCCUCAAGCUGAGGACAAGGUUCCUCACGCUAAGGACAAAGUUCCUAACGCUGAGGACAAGGUACCUCACGCUGAGGACAAG
Paramuricea clavata is the source of this 223-nucleotide messenger RNA. The record is from the annotation of a GenBank genome assembly. Lineage: Eukaryota; Metazoa; Cnidaria; Anthozoa; Malacalcyonacea; Plexauridae.